GAGAGGCCCCUUUAAGAGUGAAAGUAACAGGCGGUUGGUGCAAUGCAUGCUGGGUUGGAACGGCGGAGCCGGCCAAUCAGGAGGCGUUCGGAAGCUUGGGUUUUGCUACAUAGUAGGAAACGGACUGGAGAGUUGAAUGGCAAGCAGGUGAGAAGAUGGACCUGGAGAGGCUGCGACACUUGAACCAGGACCUCCUGCGGAGGCUGAGGACGAACCAAGAGGAGUUCAGGGAGCGGGUUCGAGUCCAGCUGUUGCCACCAUCGCAAAGAGCAACUCCUCAAGGCGCGUGGGUCUCGGACAGCAAGGGAGAGAGAGAGAAUGGGGAAUGUUUCCCCGAAGACGCAGACGAUUCUGCGGUGAUUGUGUCCGUGGAAGUGAGUCCCCGGCUGGCGCGUCGCAACUUCUCCCCCCCCUCGAAACCCGCCGAGACCCAGGACGAGCGAGAGGGCCGCCACCGAGGGCGCUUGUGUCCCACCACCCGGGAGACCGAGCCGAUCCACAUCCCGUCGGCCGCAGCACCCGCCGGAUCAACUCGCAAAACCGCGGGUGGAGGACGCCCAAAAGGGCCGAGGAAGCCCAGGGUAACUGCGGGACACGCGGAGGCAAAAAGGCGUUCUCCAUGCUUGCCGGAGACGGAUAGGCCGCAGGCCAGAGAGCAGGCGGGCACAGGGCGAGCCAAAGAAUGGAAAGGCAGGGCAACAGCUUCCGUGCGGAUGUCGCCAGCCCCGAAACCAAUCCUUCUCACGCCUCAAGCCAAGGAAUCUAAAGAGAAAUCGAAGAAGGAAUCAGGACAUGUGACGUUCGUGUCUGACCCCGAGGAAUACGCCAUCCCGGCAGAUGACUGGUCGGUCCGCCCGUUCCUGGGGUACGAUUGGAUCGCAGGGCUGCUCGACAUGGACUCCUCCCUCUCGGAGAAACCUGAUCAGUACUUCUCUGAGCUGCAGGAAUUCCGGAAGGUGAACCGGGAGGCUUGCAUCUAUGACCGGGAGCUGCGAUCAGGCGGUCUGGGUUCAUCUGCUCACAAUCGAGAAUCGGACAUGGACUCGGGUUCCCAUCAGUGUGUCUUCUGUUACCGGCUGAAUAAACGCCUUUUCGCGGUACCCCUGGAUUUGGAGUCUGCCUGCCCCAUCUGCAAAAACCCCAGAGCCCACCGGCCUCCAGAGACUCUGGUGGAGCCUGCUUUCGUCAGGGUCAGCAUCCCAAGAUCCACUUUGCUCCCUGCCUACAAGCACAAGAUCCAUCGCAGGAAAAGCUAUGAGCCUUCAGACAACCUGGCAUUGCCCUCGCACUGUUUGGCUGGUUGGCAGAAUCCUGUUCAAGCUUUCAGCCCCACUCUCAGCAGCCUCGACCUUCACUCAUCCCUGGGGGACGCACCGCCUGGCCGUACGAAUCAGAUCGUUCGGAAUCAUGAGGACUAGAGUCUUGACUUUAGGAGCCUCGAAGACGGCAACUCAGCAGCAGACCCACCAAAGAUUCUUAAGAUAGUGCAAGCCUAUACAGGUUUGCUGCAUCCCUUCUUUUUUUAACCCUUACCAAAAAAAAAUCUGGCUUCCAGAUCUCUGCCUCCAGAGUGUCAGGAGGAAGCAGGACCGGCGAACUGCUGGAACUCUUCCGCGUGGCGGAAUUUGAACUCUGCAACCUCUCCUGGCGGCGGAAGCGUCGUAAGCCGCCGUGCCGCAAAGCCACUUCUAAUUAAAAGAGCUCGCCGAUUCGAACUUCCCGCUUUCAGUCCUCGAUGGGGAAUGAGGAGGAGCUGCGUGUGUUUAUGGAGCAGGGCCUCCUCCUUCGUGAGGUUGCCUGCCAGCCUGUUUCAUCAGCACGGCGCCCGAACGCUUUGCGUCGUUUGAGAAAUUUUGCAGGACGGGUUCGUUUUAAUACGCCACCUUCCUUUUUAUCUCUGGUCCACUUGCCCUUUCACAACUCCUGAAAUGAUAAAAGCACGGCUUGAAAUCAAAA
Lacerta agilis (Sand lizard) is the source of this 1956-nucleotide messenger RNA. It is a transcript of the gene MIIP, whose product is annotated as migration and invasion inhibitory protein. Bases 156 to 1418 code for a protein of 420 amino acids. Gene Ontology annotation, biological process: negative regulation of G2/M transition of mitotic cell cycle; negative regulation of cell migration. NCBI's taxonomy places the organism in Eukaryota, Metazoa, Chordata, Lepidosauria, Squamata, Lacertidae. The transcript has 10 exons. The record is from RefSeq and is a predicted model, not a curated record.